Messenger RNA from Drosophila ananassae, 2499 nucleotides. RefSeq names its product nose resistant to fluoxetine protein 6. The transcript has 10 exons. Gene Ontology annotation, molecular function: acyltransferase activity, transferring groups other than amino-acyl groups. Lineage: Eukaryota; Metazoa; Arthropoda; Insecta; Diptera; Drosophilidae. The coding region runs from base 2 to 2065 and encodes 687 amino acids. The record is from RefSeq and is a predicted model, not a curated record.
GAUGCUCCACUGGUGGACGUCAGUGAUUCUGCUGUCAUGGUUCUCGGUGAGCCAGGCCAACUUUUCAUCGGGUUUAUUCAACUUGACGGUUUAUAAGCAAAUGCCCGCCCUUUACCAACUGGACGACUUCGACCUCUGCCAGGACACGAUCUCCGGCGUGUACUGCCUAGCUUACGUUGAAAUUAAACCGAAUUCCAGCUCAGAUCUUUGGCAGCUAAUCGAAGAGGUCUCCUCGGAUUCAAAACAUCGCUUUCGUCAUGAUCACGUCUUCCGAGGAGUGUGCCUAGAAAGAUGCCUAGAUAGUAUCCUUUCAGCUGACGAUGCUACUGUCUUUCAACCAGAAGAUGUCCAGGACGUAGAGCUUAGCUCCUACUAUAACAAGGUACACCUACGACGUGGCGAUGCCGAGGAGCGCCUGCUCUACAAUGAACUGGUUAAUACGUGUUUAAAUCUUGAGUUUGGGCAGAAGUAUGAGCUGCAAGUCCAAAGUCUCAUUGAAUAUUGUGAGAAGGCGGAUGAGCCUUUGGAUCAAGAUGCUCUGGAUCUUGUAUUUUACAUUCUUAUGACCUCCAUCCUGAUGCUCACUAUUCUUUCGACCUAUUACGAUUACCAGCUAAGUUCUUCGAGUUUGCAGCAGGACCUUAGCUUCUACCAAGUUCCUUUAAAGAGCAGCAGGCAGAUUCUACUCACCUCCUUCUCUCUGAGCCGCAACUACUAUCGCCUAAUACAGCCCCAUUCCAGCAACUUCUCUCGUGAUGUCAGCUUCUUUGAUGGUUUUCGCGUCAUCGGAGUUCUUAUGGUGAUUUUGGGUCACACAUUGAUGGUCUUCACGACGGUUCCAAUCCAUAAUCCAGAGUUCUACGAGCAGUUCCUGUUCAAGUUUGAGACAUCAAUCUUUCAGAAUGGCAGCUUGGUCAUCCAAAUAUUCUUUGUCAUGAGCGGUUUUCUACUUUUUGUGAACUUUACGGAUCGGCAACUGGUUAACCCACAAACCAGCACUCUCAAUUGCAUUUCCGCGUACUUUCGUGUGUUUUUCUACAGAUAUUUUAGGCUCCUGCCAUCGCUCCUAGCAGUGAUCCUUUUUAACGCCACUUUAUUAGUGCGUCUCCAGGACGGACCCUUCUGGCGGCACAUGGCCGAUGGAGAGCGUGUCUUCUGCCGCGUUAAUUGGUGGAAAAACGUCUUCUUUGUGACGAAUCAUAUGCUGGAAGAUAGUUGCUCGCAUCAAACGUGGUAUUUGGGAGCUGACAUGCAGCUUUUCGAGCUCUUUCUGAUUGUGAUUGUUAUUACCAAGAAACACCCAAAACUAACAAAACCCAUCUACAUAAUACUACUGCUGCUCGCGUUUGUGGUUCCUGCAGUUUUGACUUACAUCCUGGAGCUGGACGCAAUAUACCAUCUACGACCGGAGACAUAUCGCUACUUGUACUUCCGGCAUUCGGAUACCUUCUACCAGAUGUAUCCACCUUUCUACACCAAUCUUGGCGGCUACCUCUUUGGAUUCCUAUGCGGUCAUCUCUACAUCAACCAGCGUUCCUCUACGGCCGUCCUCCGAGGGAAGCUGAGGUAUGAGCUGGGCAUGUGGCUGCUUGUACCGGCCAUCCUGGGUGUUCUACUUUCCGGCUAUGUGUUCAUCCGUCAUGACUUUGCCAAGCCAUCGUUGUGGUUGGCCUUGUACGCGGGUCUACAUAAGAACCUGUGGGUCCUUAUUUGUUCCGGAUUUGUGUUUCUCAUGUGCUGCAAAGUAGGAGGCAUGGCCUACGCCUUUUGUACCUUGCCUGUGUUUCGACCUCUGGCCAGGAUUUCCUUUCAGGCCUUUCUUUGGCAUAUCGUCGUACUUCGCGUGGUGGUCGGUGGCAUCCGGCAACCAGUAUAUGUCACAAGUCUAUUUGUGAUUUGUAAUGUCCUAAGUGUUUUUAUUUUAACACUCAUCGUUUCUGCGGUUCAGGCUGUUCUACUAGAAUAUCCACUGGGAGAGGUGUUGCGCUGUCUCCUGAAACAGGAAAAAGUUAAAAAGGAAGUUAAUUCAGAAAUUCAAAUGGGACGCGCGCAGUCAGCUGCUUAGAGUGACCGUAUUUAAGUGGCAGGGAUGCCAUUCAGGGUUCAUUCACAAUAGACACCAACAACAUUACAGCUAUAAAUCUGUUAUCUUUAAAAGUGAUUUGUCGUUAUGUCAGUUUGUAUUUGGUUCAUUAAAUAAAUAAAUAUUAAAAUAAAAUAUUUUUUAAUUUUAUAUCUAGCGGAAAACAACUAUGAUAUCGAUUAUUUUCGAAUUUAUCGAAUGCAGUCGUCAGCACUGACCGAAUCGCCAAACAAUCGCCCAUCGGCCGACUGAUAUCAACAACAACUCUUAGACGCUCUGCGCGCUCACGUCGGCAUUUUUGCACUUGUCCCGUUUUUCUGCUGACUGAAAACUCUUCCCGUAGUGUCUUAAAUUCGGUAUCGCGUGCUAAAUUCUCCAGUUGGUAUCCCAAAUUGAAUGCGCUGGUCCUAGUGAGA